Messenger RNA from Pelmatolapia mariae (spotted tilapia), 987 nucleotides. RefSeq names its product P2Y purinoceptor 14-like. Gene Ontology annotation, cellular component: membrane. The record is from RefSeq and is a predicted model, not a curated record. Gene Ontology annotation, molecular function: G protein-coupled purinergic nucleotide receptor activity. Lineage: Eukaryota; Metazoa; Chordata; Actinopteri; Cichliformes; Cichlidae. Gene Ontology annotation, biological process: G protein-coupled receptor signaling pathway. The transcript is spliced from 3 exons. The coding region runs from base 1 to 987 and encodes 328 amino acids.
AUGACUUCAGCUUUGAGCCAGACGUGUGAUGUUCCUGCUACAUCAGUCAACUCUUUCUUUAUUCUGGUCUACAGUCUGGUGUUUCUGGUGGGUUUACCCCUCAAUGGCUUUAUCAUGAAAUUUUACUUUCGUCAGCACACAACCAGCAGCUUGAUGGUCUACAUGAAGAACCUGACAGCUGCUGACUUCCUGCUCUGCCUCUCUCUGCCACUGCGAAUCACUUUCUAUGCCAGCAAAUCUGCCACUUUUCAGCAGCUCUACUAUAGUUUUGGAGCUUCUGCUCUGCUUCUCAACAUGUACGCCAGCAUCCUGUUCAUGGGGUACAUCGCUGUUAACAGGUAUCUGAAGAUUGUUCAUCCAUCAGGAGCUCACAUUCUGCAGUCAGUGCGAGCUGCCCACGUCAUCUCUGUGGUCACCUGGGUUUGUCUCCUGGCUCCAGCAGUUAUUUACACCAUCUUGUUUUUUGUUACCCAGAAGCCUCUGAACUCUAUCCCCAGCUGCUGUGAUCCAUUCAUUAGUGCAUCAGUCAGCCUGUUUUUCACAAUCAUCCACACUUUGUCCAUCAUCAUCUUCCUCGUGGUCUUCAUAUCCCUGGUCUUCCUCUACUACAGCACCUCCCUCAGGGUGUUGCAGGCACAGCAGAGGCAGCUGGCCUCCUCUGGCUCUGACAAGCUUGUGAAGUCUCGCAGGAACAUGUUAGUGCUGGUCAGCAUCUUCUGUGUGUGUUUUGUCCCCUAUCACCUGUUUCGACUUCCCUCAACUUUUUUGACAAGCAUUCGCUCUGUUGUUUCAGUCUUGAACUAUAUAAUGGAGGUGACCACGAUGGUGGCAGUUUUCAAUAUCUGCCUGGACCCUGUUGUUUACUUUUUCCUCAGUAAGACUUUUCGGUCCCAGGUGAGGAAGGUGUCCUGGAGAGGCAACAUUCAACAAGUGAAUGAGCAGGAGGGAGCAGCUGUACAUUGCUACAGCAUUGAGUUAAGCCAGUAA